AUGCCUCGCUCGAUUUCCUCCUAUUUCCCGCACCUCCCUCCGGACGAGGACCAAAAUUCCGCUGACCCUCCGGAUCGUCCUAUGUCCGCCUCGCGAACCGCUCCGCCCUCCCCUGCGGCUUUCCGACGAAGCCACAGCCUUCUGUCCGAGUCCCAUACCCAGUAUGAAUCGCUCGAUACGCCGCUGGAGGUCGGGGAGACUACUAGUCUGUUAGGGAAGCAGCAGGAAGGACGCAAAGGAGCUCUGCGACGGUCUUAUACCAAUCUAUCCGGCGGUUCCGGCACUGACAUUCCGUUUCGACAUUCGCUGCUAGCCGGGAGUUUGCGUCGAUCCCGACAUCAUAGCCGCGCCAAUUCGCAGAAUAUUCGAUUCAGUCGGCGGAGUAGUCUGGAUGGAGAACACGCGGAUAGUCUCGCUGCGUCGGCGAAAGAUGGCAUGACGGCGUCGUUUCUGGACGAACGCACCUGGUACGAUCAGUUCACCUCCACGGACUGGGUGCAUGACAGCAUCGCCGACGGCGCUCGUCUGCGCGAAUUGCGCAGGCGGAAGGACAUUCGGGGUCGACUCUUAGCAUGGUUCGACGGGGCUCAGGGCUGGAUUCUGGUGGCUCUUAUCGGCUGCAUAACAGCGGCUAUCGCGUACUUUGUGGACGUUACAGAGGACUUUGUUUUUGAUCUGAAAGAGGGCUUUUGCACGACGCGGUGGUUCCACAGUCGGCAGAGCUGCUGUCUCGACGAGUCGGAUUGUGCGGCAUGGCGGUCAUGGUCGAGGAUGCUUCGACCGUCGCGGACGGAAAGUCAGGGCGUGGACUUUGCCAUGUUCGUGUUUUGGGUGCUCCUCUUGUCUAUGAUCUCUUGCUCUCUGACUUUGCUUACCAAAACGGUGGUUCCCUCGUCCGUCUCGUUGACGACGUUGGACGAGGAUCUCGGGGCUGCCUCGUCGCGCGGAACAAAGCGCAACGCGGAGGACUCGCCUGAGUCGGAAGACCGGCCACAGUCUUACUAUCCGAUUCGCACUCGUCCCGACAUGGUCUACUACUCCGCCGCCGGUAGCGGGGUGGCCGAGGUGAAGGUCAUCAACAGUGGCUUUGUGCUGCACGGCUACCUCGGCUUCAAGACGCUGGUGAUCAAAACUAUUGCGCUUGUGUUCAGCGUCUCAUCUGGUCUGAGUCUCGGCAAGGAGGGUCCCUACGUACAUAUCGCCACGUGCGUGGGGAAUAUCUGCUGUCGAUUGUUUGCCAAGUACAGUCACAAUGACGGGAAGCGACGAGAGGUGCUGAGUGCGAGCGCUGCAGGCGGCGUGGCUGUUGCGUUUGGAGCUCCUAUCGGUGGUGUUCUGUUCAGUCUCGAGGAAGUUAGCUACUACUUCCCGCCCAAGACUCUGUUCAGAACCUUCUUCUGCUGUAUUGCGGCGACGCUGUCUCUCAAGUUUCUGAACCCCUAUGGCACGGGUAAGGUUGUUCUCUUCGAGGUGCGGUACCUCGGGGACUGGGAACUCUUCGAGAUGGCCAUCUUCAUCUUGCUGGGCGUGAUGGGAGGCGUCUUGGGCGCUCUCUUCAUCAAGGCAUCUAGUUUUUGGGCACGAUCCUUCCGCCGAAUCCCCAUCAUCAAGCGGCGGCCAAUGCUCGAGGUAAUGCUCGUAGCGCUGCUCACCGGAGUGACCAGCUUCUGGAACCGGUAUACCAAGCUGCCCGUUUCGGAGCUUCUGUUCGAGCUGGCCAGUCCGUGUAAGCGUGAAUCCACAUCGCGCACGGGGCUGUGUCCGGGCGAGGAUGGCAUCGGCGAGAUCAUCAGCUAUCUUUCCGUGGCGUUUGUUAUCAAGAGCAUUCUCACCGUGGUGACCUUCGGGAUCAAGGCUCCGGCGGGAAUUUACGUGCCGUCGAUGGUUGUUGGCGGCCUCAUGGGACGCAUUGUCGGCCAUGUUGCACAGUACCUGGUGGUGAAGUAUCCCAGCUUUUUCCUCUUCGGGUCCUCCUGUCCCGCCACCUCGGGCAUGGAAUCCUGCGUGACCCCGGGCGUAUACGCUAUGGUGGCUGCGGGAGCCACGAUGUGCGGUGUGACCCGGUUGUCGGUGACCUUGGCUGUGAUCCUGUUCGAACUGACCGGCAGUCUGGACCAUGUGCUGCCUUUCUCGAUUGCCGUUUUGUGCGCCAAGUGGACAGCGGAUGCGAUCGAGCCGCGCAGCAUCUACGAUCUUCUCACCGACAUGAACUCCUACCCGUUCUUGGACAACAAGAUCCAAGUGAUGUCCGACGCAGCAUUAGGGGAUAUCGUCCGGCCGGUCCGCAAGAGCCGGGUGAUCGAUAUUUCCGACUCCCCAUUCGUCCCCGCCACGGAGCUUCGCUCGAAACUGCAGAACCUGCUCGUAGCAGGCGAACUGGACAGCGGUCUUCCCAUCCUACGCGACAACAUUCUCACGGGGCUGAUUCCGGCUCCAGAGCUUGAGUUCGCCUUGGAUGAUCUCGAGGACGAGGAUAAUACGCUGUGUCUGAUGGCGCUGGAUGCGUCUUCGGUUCUGUCGGACGGCGAAGGAGACGAGACGGAUCAUGUGGAUUUUGGGCAAUAUAUUGACCCUGUAGGUCUCCCCUUCCCAUGUCUAGUGUGUGUCAUUCAAUACUGA
Aspergillus melleus is the source of this 2619-nucleotide messenger RNA. RefSeq lists its product as uncharacterized. The transcript is spliced from 2 exons. Gene Ontology annotation, cellular component: membrane; Golgi apparatus; early endosome. Gene Ontology annotation, molecular function: voltage-gated chloride channel activity. Lineage: Eukaryota; Fungi; Ascomycota; Eurotiomycetes; Eurotiales; Aspergillaceae. The record is from RefSeq and is a predicted model, not a curated record. Bases 1 to 2619 code for a protein of 872 amino acids. Gene Ontology annotation, biological process: chloride transport; transmembrane transport.